AUGGAGGAGAACCCAGUAGAAUCUGAUGAUGACGUCCAGAAGGCGCACGGGACCACACUUCUGUGGGAAAAGAGAAUUCAACACAGCAUUGUGGUGGACCUCAGCGAGGAUGAAAGCCUUCACCUCAGUGACCUACAGGCUUCUUCUUUAGCUUUUCAUCUCACGCAGGAGAAGUGUGCAAGGUCAGAGGCCAGUGUCCAUAUCAAUGAUGAGGAGACUAUGCACCAGGAGUAUGAAGACCCGGGGCAGAAUACCAGCGAUGAGGAUCAGGAGGACCUCCCAUAUGACGGAGAGCUGGGCAGUCCUUACUUCACCCGUAUGGUAAACGUGAUAUCUGAUGAAGGAAAAACUGUGCUUCAGUCGCCUGAAAAUGUGGAGAAACAAGCAACUUUACCGCAAGAGGUUGCUAUUGAAGGAGCACCAACACAGCCCCGCCCUGCAGUUGACCUUAACCAGCUGUUGCUGCGCCAUUUGGUCCGGGAGGAUUUGCUGCCGAUCGAAGCGGAGACUCUACCAGAGGUGUCCCUGCUGGAGAGUCUAGAUGACCUUCUCUGCAGCGCCUCAACAUGCGUCAACACUGCGGCGCUGAGCAGUAUCUCUGAGAGAGAGAAGCUUUUAGAGGAGACAUAUCCUGACAUCCCCAGUACUCAGUGCAAAGUGUGUGAUGUUCUCACCAGGGAUGUCUCUCAUUUGCGCAGAAGGUCCUUCGGCGACAUCAAGUACGGCCAGGGUCAAGUCCAUUACCCGCUCCCUGACUUCUCCAAAGUAGCUCCUAAGGUGAAAAUACCAAAGGCUUCCACUUGUGUUCCUCAAGUCCCCAGUCCUAUGAUCAGGGCCCAGUCCUCCCCGGAGAUGUUAGACGUGAUCAGCAGAGUCCUGGAGGAUUCAGGCCAGCCAUCAGAACUUUUUAAAGACACACAUAAGCAGACUGGUCCUGCACCGGGGUAUCACCUACAGGCUGAAUAUGAUAAAUUACUGGCCAAAUAUGGCCAGGCUGAAAAUCUCAUAGACAGAAUGAGGCUGGGAAGCAAACUCUCGUCAGACGUUUGCAUUGAGAAUGAGGAGAGCGAUACAGCAAACCUAAAGGAGGGAAGCCAUGUUGGACUUGUAGCAUCUCACAUUCCAACACCAGUUGAAACUCAGGUGAUCACGUCCGAUGAGGCCAGUGAUGCUGAAAAAAUGGCCGCUGAGCUGAGAGACAUUAUCAGCCAGUUCACGCAGACGGUGGAUGACUUCAAGCAGAGAGUGAGCAACAAGUCGCUCAGCACAGAAGAGCAGCAAACGAUGUUGAGGAGCUUGACGGAAGCCCAAGACCAGUUGGAAAGAAAAUACAUGAGCAAAAAGGAGGAGCACAGAUCUCUGGAGAUGCAGAAUAAUCUGGGCCUGAGCAGAAAUAUUGGAUCCUUCGACCCAAACAGGCUGGUCGAGGGAGAUAUUUUCAGGGUGGGCAUGCACCUCGAGGACAUAAAGGAAAUGAUCGACAAAAACAUGUGCGAGCAGAUCAUCGCUCCCCUCUUAUUAUCUACUCCAAAGGCAGUGACCAUGAAGACCACACCUCCAUCAUCACUACAUGAGGGCUCAAGUGCAGGUUUGACCAAUGAAGGUUUGAAAGUGGCGACACAGACGAACCCUGAAAAAUGCGCCAGUGAAGAAGAUGAGUUAUUAGACGAAAGGAGUGAGGUCAUAACUGAUGACGUAUUAAAGAGCAGCAACAGGCUUUCUGUUUUCCCUGUGGAAGGACACCCAGAAGCUGAAGAUGAAGCUGAGAGAAAAGCAGGGAUAGGUAGCAGUCAGCAAUGGACACCUGGAAGGGAGACAGACAGUGGUUUCGGAAGCUCCUACUUGAUUAAAUCGGGAGGGACAUUGCAGCCUAUUUCUCCAACAGAAAGUGAUGGACUUAGUGCCUCAGACAGCGAAGGCUCCUCCCUCAACCUGCAGACAACCAUCCGUCCAUCAGAUGCGAACAGCUGGCAGCGGACCAGCGUCAAUUCACCGGUCCGAGCAGAUGAGGUGGAUCUUUGGGUGCAAAGUACCACUAAAGACUCACUCAAACUGCGGGGCUCUGAUGCAAGCCGUCACUACGCCUCUGAAGCCAUGAAUGGAGAAGCGAACAAACAGCACCAGUGCUCCUGUGAUGGUGUGGUUAUCCAAGCUUUGCAGGAAGAUGUAAGAGAGCUGAAGAAGAAUCUAGAAGGUCUGGCACAGAAGAUGGAUUACCUGGCCUUUAAAUACAGGCAGGAGCGUAGGUCCAAUUGUAAACCAAGGACCUACCAGAAGCUAUCUAGGUCGGUCGACCAGCAGUCCCGCGAAGCUUACCGAGGAGAUAGAGUCAAUUCAGUUUCAGGACAAUUUCAGGAGAAGCUGCAAGCCAAUGGAGUAUCAGAUGGAAGCACCUUUGGUCUUAUGGAAUCUUGUUCUAAGAGAGAAAGAGACCAUCCUUCCAAACAGAGGACACAGAAGGCCAACUUGGAAAGAUGGUCUCCGUCCACCCAAAGAUCAUUUCUCCAGGUCGACAAUGCUUCCUCCUGCAGUCUACCUGCCAGCUACAAAGUGACGGAACCUCCGGUUUAUUCCUUGUCUCGACCCCGGAAGCGUUCCACCCAGUCGGACACGGCACUCCUACCCAGCAAUGUGUACUUUCAGCAGACACUGUCAAAGCCUGGCAGCAGACAAACCGGAAGAAAGGAGGGCAUCAACGCCACUUUGUGCCACGCUCUCGAGGAAGCUCGCAACCUGAAUAAGAAAGCAGACCACAUGUUCAGGAGACUGACAGAAGACCUGGUCCAAGUUCAACUCUUGUCACAGGAGUGUGUGCAACAUUCAGCCAGUAGGAGGCAGGACACGACUGAUCAUGGAAAACAGAGCAGCUGGACCAGCAGAAACUAGUCUUCUGAGUAGAAGCUGCGAAAUUGUAUGUUAUUUUAUGACGAGGAUUCAUAGCUGUUCUGCUUUCUAAUAAAAAGAACUAAACCAGUUAACAUACACGUGGAUAACUUGAACGUUUUAAUUAACUCCUAUGGCGAAUAUUAGUGUCAUUGCUGUGAACUCCACAAAAUCACAUAGUGUACUGGUCUAAGGCAUUGAUUCCAUUUCCACAAGACACGAUCCUAUUGUGAUCGAGGGAGUUGAGGUACAGACCGUGGACUUAUUCAAGUACCUCGGGGUUUGGGUAGACAAUAAGCUGGACUGGACUGUUAACACGGACCACCAGUACAAGAAAGGAGAGAGCAGGCUGUACUUCCUCAGGAGGCUGCACUCCUUCAACAUCUGCAAAAAACUUGUGGAUGUACUACCAGUCUGUGGUUGCCAGUGUUCGGUUCUACAUGGUAGUGUAGGGGGGGGCAGUACAUCAAAGAAGGACAGCUCCAGACUUGAGAUACUGAUCAGGCGGGCCGGUUCUACAAUCGGAAUGAAACUGGACUCACUGGUGACGGUGGCAGAGAAGAGGACUGUUGACAAACUAGUGAGCAUCCUGGAUGAUGCCAGUCACCCUCUGCAUAGCGUUAUCAGUAGCCAGAGGAGCCUGUUCAGUGCUAGACUGCUUCAUCCCAAGUGCAGGACUAAUAGACUCAAAAACUCCUUUGUCCCACACGCCAUUAGACUGUACAACUCCUCUCUGGGGCGGGGGGUACAAGGAUGACAGGGGAUGCAAAACAAUAACAGUGCAAUACCUUUUCAUAACAUGGUCACUACUGCCUACUUUCUCUUGUUAUAUU
Nerophis ophidion (straightnose pipefish) is the source of this 3716-nucleotide messenger RNA. RefSeq lists its product as uncharacterized. The transcript has 19 exons. The coding region runs from base 1 to 2886 and encodes 961 amino acids. Lineage: Eukaryota; Metazoa; Chordata; Actinopteri; Syngnathiformes; Syngnathidae. The record is from RefSeq and is a predicted model, not a curated record.